AUGCCGAACAUAUUUCUUCGGGAAAAAGAAAAUACCUACUACGAAUGGUAUAGUUAUACCAUCAAAAACUAUUCUCAAGUCAUCAGUGUAACAAAACAAGUUUGGGCAGAAUGUAGAAUCUACGAAAGAGUGACGUAUAGUAUUAAAUACGAACAGCCUUGGACGGCGUCUUCAAGUGACUAUUUUAACGUAGCUUUGUAUGAUGCAGCGGAUAACUCGAAAAAGUGUAAGCCUAAGUUCACUUAUUAUUACGCUUACUCAGAUGGUCAAGUGGUUGACAAAUUGGAUGUGUACUACUCAUUGCUAAAACCUAAUAAUCCUCUUAUUGUUUCAUUCAACAGAAGGGACACAAACACGUAUAAUUGCUCAUAUCCUGGACUAAAAGGAUUAAAAUGGUUUUACGGUUAUGAUUUGGGUUAUUAUUCCAUGAAAAGAGAAUUAAAAGUGGAAUUAGACGAUCAAUACAAAGAGUUAUUAAAGGGCAAAAGGUUAACAUUUACCGCGGGUCCUUAUAGCAACGAAGAUAUUUUAGUAAAUGAAUAUGAUCUGGUCAAUAAGGAGUUUAAAAAACACAUAUACACACCAGAUGUUUCCAAAAGAGGCCCGUACGAAUUGUACAGUGGCAGUCUGUUUUUAGAUAAUUCUAGAAGUUCGGGAAAUAAUUUGUACCUUAAGGGUGUUGCAAACAAGCAAUUCGACGGAGUUUGCAUGUACAGCAGUUACAGCGGUUUACAGCUGUUUGUGGAAUUCUUUGACGGCGAAAAAAUAACACAGCUUAGAAGAAUUGGUACUACUGACAAGUCGCAGUGGAUUGAAUUGGAAAAACCGUUCACCUACAAAGAUGACAGACAACUGAAACGAAUACUCCAGUACAUACAAUUUUGCCUGAACAAGGAGAUACUUGUUAGGCUAGACCAACAGGGUGGAAACACCGAAGUGCGCAUAGUGGACGGUGAAACAACUGCUACUCCAAAGCCAAUCAAUGAAUAUGAGUUGAGUGUCAACAGAGGCUGUGAUUAUUCAGAGAUAAUCGACGGUUAUGUAUGCUAUACUCACAAUCUGAACGACUACUAUAACGUUUACGUUAAGAAUCAGUUAGACGACUUGAGAAUUCUGGGCGAAUCAUUUAGGCCUGAUGUGUAUCUAGAGUUGAGCCUAACGAUUGACAAUAAUCACAUAUACCUGUUUGACGAAUCGGGCUAUACCAGCGAAUUUCUGUAUUAUAAUCCAGAUAAGGAUGGCAAUUUGUACGUGUAUUUUUUACAAAGCAGCGGUUACGGGGAUCGUGGCCUAAAGCCACUCCUCUUUUACUAUAAUGGAAAAGCCUACAAACAAUCCAACUCUAAAGAUCAUAAUACUUAUUGGCAAAGGGUUAAUGUCAUCAACUCUUUGGCCCAGGUCGCCGUCACUCCGAAGUCUAUAAACCUGAAGGACGUGUUAGACGAACUCAAAACGUCUUCGAAAACAAACGCAGCUUCGACUGAGCCACCUACUCCGGGGGCCCUUCCCACUGUAAAACCGACAACGGGCGGAGGUAAAAGUGACGCCGGGGCACCUAAAAAUGACGGCGUAACACCUAAAAAUGAAAACAGCACCCAUUCGUUCAUAGGAGGGUCACUCGGCAUAUUUUUGGGCAUGCUAGGGAGUGCAAUUGCCAUCUUUUCCUUUUGGAAUAAGCCGACAACGUUCAACCGCAUGCGAUAA
Molecule: messenger RNA, 1704 nt
Organism: Theileria orientalis strain Shintoku
Lineage: Eukaryota; Apicomplexa; Aconoidasida; Piroplasmida; Theileriidae
Exons: 1
Coding region: 1-1704 (567 amino acids)
Source: RefSeq, a predicted model, not a curated record